AUGUCACUAUUUUUGAUUUCUAUAAUAAUAUUAAUUGUUACUGUAAAUAAAAUUUCAAGUAAUGAAUUAUUCUAUCAAUGUACAUUAGAUAAAAAUGAUUUGUGUCGUUUAAAUUCAUUUGAUGGUGGAAAAGAAAUGAUUAUUGAUUCAGGAUAUAAUUUAUCAAUUAGAUCAAAACCAAAUCAACCAUUAUCUGAUGUUUCUUCUAUAUUAAAACCAACAAAAAAUGGUUCGAAGUGUCAAAUUCCUUAUAAAAAUGAAUUAAUUUCUGAUGAUGAUUUGUAUUUUUGUUCAAAUUCGUUAAAUGAAAUGACAUGUUUAACAAUAAAUGGUUCCCAUGAUCAAUGUCAACAAGGUAAAUAUCAUUUAUUAUUACUUGAAAAUGUUGAACAACGUGAAUUUAUAAGUUCAAAUAUAAUAAAUGCAUCUGAAGAUGUAACUUGUUUAACAUUUUAUUAUUAUUUAACAAAAGAAAAUGUUGUUCUUUUAUUAACUGAUUAUAUAAAUGAACAAGGUGAAAGAAAAUUAAUUGCUGGAUUUACUGAUGUAUCGAUUAAUGGAUGGAAUUUAGCAAGAGCAGAAUUUAAACCUAAUUCAACAUCUUAUAGAAUUAUAUUUCGAAUAUUUCGUGCUGAUAUGACAAUUCUAUCUGAACCAUUUUAUGUUGCUUUUGAUCAAAUAUCUCUUACAAAAGGAAUAUGUGGAACAACACUUCCACCAUUUCAAGAUUUAGAAGAUAAUGAGACAUUUUCUUCUGCAGAAAUGAAUGAUGAAACAACAUCAAAUCUAACAACAAUUGAUGAAACAAUUUCAACUGAUUCAUCUUCAAUAACAACAGAAAUAUUUAAUCCAAUAACAUCAACGUCAUAUCUUCAUUCAUCUUCUAUAACAACAACAACGACAACAACAACAAAUAAAUAUUCAAGUGAAUAUAUUGAAACUGAUACAAUUGGAGAAGUAAUAAGUUCGAACGAAACAUUUUCAAUAACUUAUUCAUUUACUCAGCAAACAACAAAUGAUCAAUUUAAUAAUAAUAUAACAACUUCAACUCAAUAUCCAGAUAUAACAACAACAGAGAAAUCUCCAUUACAAUAUAGUUUAGGAACUAUUCUUGGUCUUUCAAUUGGUUUAGGAAUUCCAGCUGCUUUAGGAAUUAUCUUAACUCUUAUUUUUAUUAUUAAAUUAAUUAAAAAAAAAUCAGUUAAAGUUAUUCCUACGAAUAAUAUUCCUUUGAAAAAACAUCAUCGUGAACAUCGUCAACAUCGUCAACACCGUGAACAUCGUCAUCAUCGACAUGGAAAAAAAACAAAGAAGAAAAGAGAUGAGCUUUUUUAA
Molecule: messenger RNA, 1335 nt
Organism: Adineta steineri
Lineage: Eukaryota; Metazoa; Rotifera; Eurotatoria; Adinetida; Adinetidae
Source: the annotation of a GenBank genome assembly